Ylistrum balloti is the source of this 663-nucleotide messenger RNA. RefSeq names its product homeobox protein 2-like. The transcript is spliced from 2 exons. NCBI's taxonomy places the organism in Eukaryota, Metazoa, Mollusca, Bivalvia, Pectinida, Pectinidae. The record is from RefSeq and is a predicted model, not a curated record. Bases 1 to 663 code for a protein of 220 amino acids.
AUGGAUAACGACAACAACAACGACAACAACAACAAUAACAACAACAUCAACAUUGGCUACGACAAUAACAAUAAAGAUAACUACAAUAACAACAAUGACAGCAUCAAUGACAACGACAAUAAAAACAAUGACAAUGACAAGAACAACAUCAACGACAGCAAUUCCAAAGACAAUAACAACAACAAUUACAACAACACCAACAACUAUGACCACGACAAUAACAAUGACAAAGGCAAUGAUUACAACAAAAAUGACAACGACAACAUUAACAACGAAAACAGCAACAAUGACAACGAUAAUAACACCAAAAAGUAUGACAACGACAACAACAAUAACCACAGCAAUAACAAUGGCAAAGACAAUAACCACAAGGAUAACGACAACAACAACGACAGCGACAAUAACAACCACAACAUUGGCUACGACAAUUACAAUAUAGAUAACGACAAUAAUAAUAAGGACAGCAUAAAUGACAACACCAACAACAGCAAUGGCAACGACAAUUACAUUGAUGGCAACGACAAUUACAACAACAAGGAUAACGACAACAACAACAACAAUUGCGUGUCAGGAUUGGAUGAUGGAAGAAAGCCAGAGUUUCAGUUCAUGGCGACUGUUCCACGUAGGUCUCCCAUCAGUGACCCAGAGAUACAAGGCAAGUGA